Sesamum indicum (sesame) is the source of this 1756-nucleotide messenger RNA. RefSeq names its product zinc finger CCCH domain-containing protein 62. Gene Ontology annotation, molecular function: metal ion binding. The record is from RefSeq and is a predicted model, not a curated record. Lineage: Eukaryota; Viridiplantae; Streptophyta; Magnoliopsida; Lamiales; Pedaliaceae.
AACAAGAAAAGGGGAAACCCCAAAAUCUCUCUGCAAAUAAUCCUCUUUUCUUUUUUGGAGCUCCCUCAAGAUUUCGAUCACAACAAUGGAUAUUUGCGAGGAUUACCGUUAUGGUGAAUCUGAAACUGAUGCAGAAUACUCAGAUGAUUCGCAGGACGACCCGACUUUCGAUGUCCUUGAGGAGACUCGGUUAACCUUCUCAAAUCUUUCUUUUAAGAGAAAAAUCAAGACACAUGUUGUAAAGGGGCAUGCUGGAAAAGAAAACGAAGAGUCAGAUGGCGUAGAAAUGGUUGUACCGGAGCUUAAUGAGAAGGAACAGAAAAGCUAUGAAACUAUUCAGAAAAUUGUUGAAGUUGGUCCGGUGGAGAGACUAAAAGUGGAGGAAUGCAAGAUUUACUUAAGGAAACAUGGAUUAAGAUUGAGUGGCAAUAAAGAGACACUUAUUCUGCGGAUUAAGGAGCACAUUGAUAUUGUCAAUGGUGAUGGGGAGAAAAAGUAUCCGGCAUCUAGUUUCGUGUUGAACUGCAAAGGUGAUGCAUGCAUGGGAGACAUAGUUAUGUUUGAACAGAAUGUGUACGAAGCGUUCAACAUUGCAUCUCGAAGUGCCAAUGGUCCUCCUUGUGGCACAAGAGUUGUUGCUGGGCGGAUUGUGAAGGAGAGCUAUGGGGCUGCCAAGCAGCAACAUACGUUUACGAUCGAAGUGCUGUGGAGUAAAGGAGAGAAACCACUGCCGCCACUUCACCCGUUGCUCAUCAAAGGAAGGAACCUCUACAGAUUGAAAACAAUGAGACAGAAAUGGGAAGAUGAAGGGGAGAGGCAGAAAAUUUUGUCAGAAAAGCAUGCUAGAGGUGGUGUUGCUCGCUUGACUAGGGAAGCACGCAUACAACAGAAAGAAAUGCGACAAAUGCACAAGCCAACCAGGGCAGCAAGAAAUGAACAUCCAAACAAAAAACAAGAGGAAAGAAGAGAGCCUCUGAAAACUUUUGAAGUAAACACACCAAUCCAGCAAGAAAAUUUGCACGGAAACCCUACUUAUGGUACUUCAAAUGCACAUAUGCUGCCAGAAGGGCUUCAUCAAAUGCAAUCUCAGAUCAGCAUGAACUGCAGCUUCCAGAGACACCAUCAACACAGAGACUGCAGGGGCUCUUAUGAAGGACAACAUAUGAACUACCAUGCUGCAAGAAGUCCCACCCGAGGAGAUUCCGGUAGCUACCUUUCAAACUCUAAUCAUAUCAGGAAUCUGUUGCAGCAAACACAUGCUUUCAAAGAAAAUCAGAGUCCAUGGCAUGGGCUUGCUCACAACAGCAUGCAAAGGAUUUCUAACAUGAACCUCAAUUUUCCUAGCCAUCCUCAGCAAACACAUGCGUGUCACAGGCAGCACUUAAACCGACCAGUUGAAGCACAAGGCUGGGAACAAAAGCAGAGAUGCCGAUAUUAUGUUCAAGGAAGGUGCUACUUUGGAGAAAGGUGUAAAUAUGUACAUGAAUCAGCUGGAAACAAGGUGUGAAGAGAAGCAUUUUAUUUCACCAGAAUGACUUCACUUUUGAUCCUUCAUUGGUUGGAAAUUCGUUUUUCCAGCUCCAAAGCCAGAAAAAGAAAACAUUAGUGGAAUUCAAUUCGAAACCGAUUUAAGCAAUUUCUGUUGAUGCAACUAGAGCUAGUUCUUCAUCAUUGACAUCGCUUAUCUUGGUAACUUUAGUUCCCUUAAUUCUUGUACUAUUCUUGUUUCAACAUUCCUUUAAGGUAAACUGUCUGC